Messenger RNA from Kogia breviceps (pygmy sperm whale), 817 nucleotides. RefSeq names its product arachidonate 5-lipoxygenase activating protein (gene ALOX5AP). The record is from RefSeq and is a predicted model, not a curated record. Lineage: Eukaryota; Metazoa; Chordata; Mammalia; Artiodactyla; Physeteridae. Gene Ontology annotation, molecular function: leukotriene-C4 synthase activity; glutathione peroxidase activity; enzyme activator activity. Gene Ontology annotation, cellular component: nuclear envelope; endoplasmic reticulum; membrane. Gene Ontology annotation, biological process: leukotriene biosynthetic process.
GCGGGCCUGGGGUGCCACGAAGCUCAGCAGUCCUUGCUGGGAGCCUGAAACAAACAUGGAUCACGAAGACCUGGGCAAUAUUGUCCUGCUGGCCAUCGUCACCCUCAUCAGCGUGGUCCAGAACGGGUUCUUUGCCCAGAAGGUGGAGCACGAAAGCAAGAACCAUAAUGGGUGGAGCUUCCAGAGGACGGGGACACUUGCCCUUGAACGGGUCUACACUGCCAACCAGAACUGUGUCGAUGCGUAUCCCACCUUCAUUGUCAUGCUCUGGAGCGCCGGGCUCCUCUGCAGCCAAGUUCCUGCAGCUUUUGCUGGACUGAUGUACUUGGUUGUGAGGCAGAAGUACUUUGUUGGCUACCUGGGAGAGAGAACGCAGAGCACACCUGGCUACAUAUUUGGGAAACGCAUUAUCCUGUUCCUGUUCCUCAUGUCCCUGGCUGGGAUAGUCAACUAUUUCCUCAUCCUCUUUUUCGGAAGUGACUUUGAAAACUACAUCAAGACAAUCACCACCACCAUCUCCCCCCUCCUUCUCAUCCCCUAACUGAAUUCCAGGUGGGUGUGCUCAGCUAAUCAGUACCUAGAAGCCAUCAUAACUCAACCCUUUAAACCAUGCUGUAAAUCUGAUGACCCUCUGGGCUUUGCAGCUUGAGUGAACCUCACUUUUCCCGGAAGAGAAUCUCUUCCCCCCCAACCCCGAACAUGAUGGUGGCACCAGAUUUGCUCCUCAGAUCCCGUCUGUGUGUUUCUUACUUAUCCUGCUUUCCAAAGAUGUUUUGUGACCCGAUUUAUGUUUUCCUAAAAUAAAAUGCAGACACAU